AUGGCCUGUUCCUUCAGUCCAUCAAACGCUGUUGUGGCUUGUGGGUAAGUCUGCCUUUUUAGUUGUGCAUCUCUAGUGGCCUUGAUAAUAAAUGCACUGUUUACCCACUAUCUCCUGACGAGGACCCCGUCGUAAGGAAGAAGUUAGUCGCCACACAUAGCUCUUACUUAUCAUGUUGCCUCUUCAACAUGUCGGACCACCAGCUCUUAACUGGAAGUGGUGACAGUUCGUGUAUUCUAUGGGACGUUGAGUCUGGACAAAUGAUCCAAAGUUUCCACGGCCACGCUGGAGAUGUUAUGUGCAUUGAUAACUCUCCAUCAGAAUGUGGCAGAGUGUUCGUCUCUGGUGUGAGUUUUCCUAAGUUUUUCUGAUUACACAAGAUUUAGCGUUAUUUCCGCUUUAGACUUCGUCUUUUGUAGUAUUUUGGAAUGUCUUUGUAGACCAAUACUGACAUUUGCAUAUAGUGAUACCCCCUUUAGUUGCUUUCCCAAUGAUACGUAAAAGUUGCAUUUAUAAUUAGAUUGGACUUCCCACUGCCUCACAGACUGCUAAAAAUAAGGUGCACAUAACUUAAAAUUAAAAGACCACGUAAUGUACACGCUUACCUCCUUUUGGUUUGUUCUUAUUGAAACAUCUCAGCAUCCCGGGCUCCCACAUGUCAAAUUUGGGAAGUUUUGGAUGUGAAACUCAAGGUAAGACCUUUACAGUCCGGAAUUAAUGCGGAACGCUUCUUCAAACUAAAUACUAGAAAUUGCGCCAGAGAUCGAAAGGAGAGGAGAGGGUGUAGGGACCCCAUAGAAAGCUGAGUGGGAUGCGAUAAGGCGUGCCACUGACAGAAAAACUACAAACGCGCAGCACGGAGACAGUAAAGCCACAGAUAUAUGUUCACUGAGGAUGUAGGGCACUCUUUCGAUGUUUGAAAACAAAUGAAAAAUACCAAAAAGGAGGAUUUCUAAUUCUUAUAUUUAUAGGUGAAUACAAAAGAGACACUGCUAUGUGCGAAAAUUUAAGCUUUAGAAGACAGACAUCACAAAGCAAAGGGAGUAAAAAAUCCGAAAUUAAUUGGGAAUGGGAGCAAGUUUGUUUUACAAAUUCUCCAGAAUGUUUUUUCAGACUAUCACCAAAUAUAUAGCAAAUAUGUAGCAGAAAACCAAAUUCCAGUAUGCAUUGACUGCAGCACCUAAGCCGCUUGUGUUUGAAUAUGCGCCCGUCCAGCUGUGGAAGCCAUCCAACUGGACAUGACUAUUGACGUACGUCUCAUCUAAGGGCAUUAUUAUGCCGAAUUUACAAUUUUUCUUUGACGGGCGGCUACCAGUGAUUCGAAUUAUCUUCCUGGAAAGUGUUUGAAAUAUGUCCAUUGUGUACAUGACAGCGUAUGAUAACUGAGCUCUUUUACUUACAUUUAACUGCUAUUUAUACCUACCUCUAAAGGCGGAUUUGCCUGCUUGACUGCACCGGAGAUGCCUUGUGGCCUGACGACAACUAGAAGCUAGUUCAAGUCUGUAGGUUCUCAUUUCUCGGGUUCGUCUUGGCCUUCACGCGGAGCCUACUGUUCGGCCCUAUGACGAAUUUCAUUUAUUUUACUCUUGAGCACACGUGAUUAUAUAACUUGUCUGGAUGUACGUGAAAAUGUGGACUACGAAUACUGUACAAAAGGGAUAUAGGUCCAUCUUUUUCUUUCUAUUAACUGUCUUGUGCUUUGUCGCGACCUAGCCGAAACGUCGUUCCCACAAGAGUGGACUGAUCAAACAUUUCUGACUGAAUUUAUGUCACAUAUUCUGUGAUGAAUAAGGUAGAGUUGUCAGAUAUUGGACGAGGUACAGGAAUCAGAGAAGCUAAGUGGACGAAAGUUUUGAGAAAGCACAGAAGCGUUGUUUGGGACUUUUGAAAACUGGAAAUAGUUAUCGCAUCGCCACUUAAAAGACAGUACGCAUGGUUUUGUCGGUGUUAUUGCGAGUGCUGACCAGUUCGAAGGAGGCCUGGUUCUGUCGGGCUUAGAGUUUUUUAUAAUUCAUGAAUAAAAGUCGGUUUCUUCAAGCAACUUCUAUCAGGUUGUUCGCAUGUGCUGGGUGGUGAUUAAACAAACUAAGGCAAGAUUUUUCAGAAGGUGAUGGUGUAUGGAGUCCGAUUCUAAUGCCCCCUAGAUAAUGAUAUACUUCGAUUGGCGAGAUUACAAUACCAUUCGAUGGAUAUUUGCUGUCUUGAAAAUCGAUGUGCGCCUCUAGCCGUCCACACGAAACGUUUAGGCGUAUAAAAACGGUAUGUCUUUAUUAAAACGGUCCACCCUUCGGCCUUUGUGCAAUUUUCAUAGCUUUUCAGAAGAACAGUUACAAAUCCUUAUUUUUUCCGUGAUUAUAAAUAAAGUUGAAGCACUUAUACAAAUAAACUGCUAUUUUAACAAAUAAUAAAAUUUCGUAGCCAGUUCUACUUCAUCGUCUCAGAUCUUAUUUCGUAUUUGCUUGUGUUUUGAAGAGUUUCCUGGUGUUUAUUGUUUACGAGAGAAAUGCUAAGGGGCUACUACCUCUGACCACAAGACACGAGACUAUUCAGGACAAUAACAGGUAGAAUCUGUCACAUUGUUUUGUAGUCUUCUCAGUGACAAGCCACUGCUGGUUUUCAGCCUAGCAUCCAGACCGCCAAAUCGGUCUUCUAAUCAGAAAGCGUGCUUUAACUAAGGCAUCGCUGAUUGCAAUGUUGUUUUUUUUAAAUUUUCUACUUUUUGAGAACGUCUACGCAAACCCGAAAGUCGAUUAUGAAAAAUAAGACGUCAAAAUGCUUAAGGUUGAGCCUAUGAAACUUGAAAAAACCCCAGUUUUAUCGGAUUUUAAGGCCAAUACUAUAGCAGAAAUAUAUCAAAUGACACCUUAAAAAAACUUACGUUUAAUUACCCAUGUCUACGUCUUUGCUGCGAAUAUCCAGACUUUCAAGGCAGCAACAUCUGCAAUUUUAAUGCUUCUGUUUGUUUCUUUACCUCGGCAAGAAAGUGUUUCAAACCAGCUCCUAUCCGAAAUUUAAUAUUUAAAGCACAUCUAUCGUCUCACCCAUUUGCGUGGGAUUCUUACGAAUUCGCUCGUGAAAAUGUCCUCAGUUAGGAAAUGAUAGCAAUAAUGGUUCCUUCCUAUUUGUAUUGUUACAAAAUUUCCUAAAUUACGCGACAACCUGGAAUUGGGGCCUAAAAUUUAGCUUAGAUUUGAUGUUUCUUCGCCCAGCAACAUAGAACAGUGUCCUUAUUAAUAGGAAUGACUUUCUGUAUCCACGAAAAUGCUUCCUGCACAAGAACCAUCGAAUGUCGAUACGAAAUUUUUAGCUCCUUUUAGUGAUAUUGUUUUUGAUAAGUUUCACUUAUUGGUAGGAGUUCUCCCAUACUGACCCAUCCGGACUGAGUGUUACUUGCCGAUAAGGGACGAAAUAUUAAACAAUAGUACCUGCUCGCGUAUACUUGCCAUAUAUAAAAUAAAGUCCAUAUUUCAAGGUUUUUAUUGGGGAAAUCAAGGCAAGAGUUGUGCAUGUCGGUAGGAGGACUGCUGUGCAACAAUGCUUUGACAAAUUUGGAGUAUAAGUGGAGUAAAUUGCGGAAAGAAAUUGGCAGCGAAUUCAGCCUUAAGCUACGCCCUGCAAAUAAAACUACAAGCAUACUAUAUUUUAAGGAGGAUCUAUUGCCCUUGCAGCUAGGUAAUUAUGAAAUUCCACAUCUUAUUGCCUCUACUUUAUUUUCGGACCUCCAACUUGUUUUGAACUGUUUGCGGACGUUUCAAAACGAUAGCGUUUCACAACCUAGGUAGCACCCGAUAUGGGACAGAAUCUUCUAGCUACAUUUGUGCGAGGAAACCAGAGUGCCCUUAUGCAGGUCAGGUGGAAAUGAAAGGGACAACAGGGCGCAGGACAUAAAAUGAACUCGAUGACGCGAUGACGAUUUCGUCCUUUGGCAUUCAGCCAGUCUUUGAAAGUUUGUCAGACCCAUGCUGAUUUUGUCCGCAAAUAUAAACGUUUAUGGCGGCCUACGCGGUGUCUAAGUUUUGUAAGAAUACUAGUGUAAGACUUCCUAGCCGUGAAGUGAGAAGGCGCCGGAUAAUCCAACAACUAUUCAAUGCUUUUCAGGCAGCCGCUAGUGUUCAAUGUUUGGGAGACUGUAAACUCCGUCAGGCAUAAGCACUAUAGGAACGAAAAGAUUUUGGAGACACGCAAUGCUCAAAGCAAGACGAAGAUCUGGAUUUCUGACUUUUUAUCCCUUACUUCUUCAUGCACUUACAAGAUUAAUUUACUCAAUUUUUUGUUUGUAGAAAUCUCAGACAAAGUUCAACCAUUGAAACUCGUAGCUUGUAUCAAGACAGUCUGUGUUACGGAACAUUCCCAAAAGCGGAAAAUGUUAUAUUAAAAAGUGUUUAAAAUGAAUACACAAAAAUUAACAUUUAAAGGAAUCCCUGCACAUGGCAGGUCGCAGGGGAAAUCGAUAAAAAUUAAUCCCGUUUGAACCUUUACUGACUUAUCGGUUAAACUGUCAAAUCCACAUUAGGUUGUACAGUGUUAUGAGGCUAUGCUCUACUUGCACAAGCACCGAAUUUCAUGUACCAUCUGAGGAUUUUUGUAUGUUUUUUGCCGGUUUGGUACCUUCAGCUCUUGCUAUUAUCCUCGUAUAGAGUUCUGAUCGGUGCGCGAACGUGUGGGAUAUGCGGAGUGGUCAGUGCGUGCAAGUUUUUCAGGGACACGAGUCAGAUGUCAAUGCUGUUCGGUUUUUCCCCAGUGGUGACGCUUUCGCCACCGCAUCGGAUGAUGCUACGAUUCGGCUUUUCGAUCUCCGCACAGAUCGAGAAUUGUGCGUGUAUAAAAAGGACAGUGUUAUUUUCGGUUGCAAUGCUGUGGACUUCUCUCUCAGUGGUGAGUCCACCAGUCGCCUCCUUAAUGGUUCAUCCCCACCCGUUUCCCCUCCCCCUUCAUUGAACUUUAAUGCCGCUAGAAGAUCUGGCGAGCUCGCUAAAUAUUUUCCGUUCAAGAAAAAGGGCUAGAUGUAGGUCACCAUUUGAAAGACAAUUAUACAUGUUUUUUUUUCAGGUGAAGAAAAACUUGUGUUACCCAGCAAUAUCUUAAAAUUUUACAGGUCGGCUCAUAUUUGGUGGCUACAAUGAUCACGUUUUGAACGUAUGGGAUGUGUUGAAGGGCAAACGUGUGUCCAUUCUCUAUGGACAUGAAAACCGGGUCUCUUGUUUGCGAACAAGUCCUGACGGUAACGCCAUUUGCACAGGCAGUUGGGACACUACGCUGCGGGUAUGUGCCUCUUUUGCGGUUUUGUGAAGUGUCAUUUUGCUUAUGUGUACAUACGUGCGCGUGCUGACUUAAAUUUUGAUCUGAUCCUGUGGAUAUCUCAUUCGAAUAGCACCACACCGCGUUGUCGAGGUUUCCGACACUUUGCCUGAGUGGUAGCGAUGCCGCCAACUGUAAGGGACGUGCCAGGAAAUUCGGACCCACCUAGGCAAUAUUUUCGUGGACUUGAUGAAAGCCCUGAACAUAGUGGAUUGCGAUAAGUUGUGGAAAAUCAUACAGAAAUUCAGCUGUCCUGAGCCAUUCACGUGCAUGGUACGACGGGGUUAUGGCGCGCGUCACAGACAAAGGGACCGUCUCAGAAAAAUUUGCAGUAACGAAGGGAGUGAAGCAGGGCUGCGUACGCGUCCCCACCCUCAUCGGUCAAAUUUUUCCAGCCACGCGGAUGGGAGCCUACCGCGAUGAGUACCCCGAGAUCCCCAUCGUCUACAGAACCGAUGGCCAUCUUCUGGACAGCCGGCGCAUGAAGGCCUCAGCAAGUUUCUCCACGAUUACUAUUCACGGCCUGCUGCUUGCUGACGACUACGGACACAACACUGAGAAAAAUUGACGCGCAAAGGAGCGUGGAACUCUUCGCCCCCGGCUGCGCCGACUUCGACCUGACAAUAAAACAAACGGUGUUCGUACAACAACCGUCACCCAACGCGGCAUACAGUGCUCUUGGCAUACAUGUCAUUGGUACCCAACUGAAUACCGUGAACGAAUUUGCCUGCCUAGGUGGCGCAAUCUCACGCUGCAUCAAAAUAGACGGCGAAGUAGCCCAACGGAUAUUUCAAGCCAGCCAAACAUCGGCCGGCUGCAGAACUCCGUACGGAAUCGUCACGCUCUCUUCCUCGCCAACAAACUAGAGGUGUAGAACGCAGUCAGCUUAAAGAAGCUGUUGUAUGGCGCGAAGACUUGGAUGGUCUAAGAGAAACAAGGCGGGAACUGAAUCACUUCCACCUCAUUUGUCUCCGACAGAUGCUAAGGCCGGGGCGACAGGACAGGAUCCCAAGGACAGCAGAUUUAAGAUGAACCGGCAUCCUCAGAAUCCACAUCAUGCCGAGGCAACUGCAACUAUAAUGGAGCGGCCACCUCGUGAGAAGAGACAACGAAUGUAUGCCAAAGAAACUCUUCUACGUAGAUGUCUCUACUGACAAGGAGCUCAAGCCCAUCGUUAUAAGGACCUCGUGGAGGAUUCCUUGAAGUGACUACAGAUGAACCCGAAGAUUUGAAAUGAACUCGCACAGGACCGGCUGGCCGGGAGAAAAGCAGUGAAGACUGGAGCGGCUAUCUGUGAAGCCAAUCAGAUCGCCAAUGCAAAGCCAAAAGGGAAGGUUGCAAGUCUCAGGCGCCUCUGAACCGAAACGCCGACCACCAACCCUUCCCGCAAUGUCCGCGAUGUCAACGAACAUUCCGCGCGCAAAUCGGCCUCCAAUACACAAACGGCCCGACAACCCCAAAUACUGCCUCUUCGAUCGCGCCUUCUGCAACCCCUCAUGGCGUCUACGACGACGCCCAUCCUGAUCACCGGCGCCGAGAAUCCUCAUGCCGUGCCGUCGUCGGUCACAGCCAUCUACAUCAUCUCUGCCGCAAACUCAGCGACGUCAACGACGACGACGGCGGUCACCACCACAGCUCUCACUGCCGCUACCGGUCGAAACGCCACCGACAGCCCGUAAACCACCACCAUUGCCAUUACCACUCCCGCCUUCAGCGGGGGGCUCGGUCCCAACCCGUCACCAUUGUGAUCGCACAUUCACCUCACGCAUCAGUCUGGUCGGUCGCUUGCGAAUCCAUCUCACUGCGACAGUCGGGCAGUGCCAAAAGCCCCACAUACACUCACCACAUCCGCCAUCACCGUCCACAUAUGUUCAUUAAUCACACAUGCAUAUCCACAACAGCAGAAUUCACCGCAAUAUCGAUACAAACAACGCAUCUUGCGCAUCCACCAACCCUCACAUCCCCAGUCCUAUCGCCUCGCCAUCGACCAGCGCUCCCAGCAUUAACAGAACUACACCGACAACCGAUCUAACACCUCUCAACCUAUCCUGCCCACAUUGCGGCCGCACGCCCCACCUCACGCAUCGGUCUGGCUAGUCACUUGCGAAUUCACGUCGCACAGAAUUUGCGAACCGGUGCCUGGAACACCGACAAACACCAGACGCCAUCGUCUCAACUGCUCGCAUCGCUCCCGCGCAUUCAGCCAUCACGUGAGCCUAUUCGGCCACGUGCGCCCCUGUGGAAACCUGCGUUAAAUUACCGCGAACAUGACUAAAUCACCACACAUUCCCCAAUCAACAUAUGAAUACCGCCAACACCCCACAUCGCCAGCAUCUCCCACGUAAGUGGGAAGUGCGCUUUUCGGCUCCAUUAUCCAUUUGAAUUCUCCGUUAUAUGUGAGAUCGGAGCCUCCCACCCUCUGAGCGAAAUUCCAAUGCGUGGACUUGUGAGUCAGGUCGCGUGUGCGGCACGCGCAUUCGGGCUCUCCGGUUCUGUCAGCCACUGCGUCCAUUUCCCACACCAGACAUCUGGCCGGCUCAGACAGUGGCUGGAGCAUGGGAAAGGGAGAGUGAGGUCGACGUCUCAGCGCACAUUAUUCUCUACAGACAAGCGGACACGCUAAAAGCUAUCACGACGCGCAAAAAUCCGUGGCUUGGGAGGUUGCCAACUGAAGGAACAACUCGGAGGUCAUAGUCAGUUCGAUUUGUGUUUGUGUGAGUUGGUGGACCGGUGAACUGAGAGUCAGGCUGCAAUGAAUCCUGCUUACUGUGGGCUUUAUGGCACUCACAUCAAGUGGGACCAGAGCCGACCCCCUCUUCGCUUAUUAUGCGUGAAAUACUGGUCAGUGUGCGUUAUGGACCGGAGAGUGUGUUGGCACAUUUGGGUGUGGGUUUUCGCUGUGCCAGCCACCUUUCCGGCCUCCGGUUUUCAUGAUUCUGUCUUGAUACUGGGUAUAGACGCUGGGAAGAGAGUGCGGUAGGUGCGGCGCAAGUCUAUAGGCACUCUGACGCAUGUGAGGAGUGUGUGUGUGUGUGUUUAUACAUGGGUAGUGUCUCUCAGUCGAUGACUGACUGGUUACUCGACCGUUGAGGGGUAAUGGUCCAGAUUUAAUGCACGGUUGCCCCUCACCCCUCUGAGCCUUAACGAUUGAAUGCGUCUUCUAUGCCAUGAUCCAACAAACUAUAGCCCUCGCACUAUAGCCCUGUGCACUGGCAACUCUCGGACACCUGGUCUCCUGCCGUUAGAUGUGCUUGCGCUCUCGCUGGGUCGUGUGCACGUUUGCCUGGUCACCCUCUUCCUCUUUCUGUUGUGUCGCUGUCAGUAAAAAUCCUGGUCAAGUGUUUCUUGUGGACCACGGGCUGUUGUGGUGCGCCUAGGUGCUGGUCCGGCCGUACCAGCCACCUACGCCCUCUCCCGCCUCCGGUCUCCUUGACUAUGUCUCGACAUCGGGUCGAGGAGAAGAGGAGAGUGCGGUAAAUGCUGCACAAGUCCGAAUUCACUAUAAACUAAAUCACCCCAAGUCAUCAUGCCUGCUCUCACCUUGCUGUGAAGCACACGGUGGACAUCGUCGGUCACGACGAUCGAACUGUCAUAACCAUGCCGAACCGCACCCGCAACGAGGUUCCCCAUUUCUGUUGUUGUCUAAAAUCCUGGUCAAGUGCUUGAUGUGGACCAGGGGGUGGUGGUGCGCCUAGGUGUUGGUCCGGCCACCUACGCUCUUCCUCCGCCUCCGGUCUUCUUGACUAUGUCUCGACACCGGGCCCAGGCGGGGGAAGAGGAGGGUGCGGUAGACUUUGCGCAAGUCCACUACCACUGUAAACGAAUUCGCCGUCCCUGCUCUUAGCCUGCUGUGCUAGAUGUCGAAAUCGACGGUCGAACUGCAUAUGGAUGCCGUGGUGAUGACAACCCUUGGCAAAUGAUUUCAAAGACUGUCUAAAAGGGUGACUUUGCCGGUAUGCUUUCUUCACUUACGAAACCACUAACAGCUUUAAAAUUUCAGUCGAGGCUUGGCCAUUCACACGAGUCAUGUAGAACCAUCGAGUAAGAGAAAAUUAUCUCACGGAAUGCAAAAAAUCCGUUAAAACAGUCACCUAACACUCUCUUCCACACUCUUGCCAACUGCCAGUCUCGCAUACGAAUGCUGAAAGAACCACAAAGGAGCAAACGCCAAAUCUUUGAAGGACGCAACUGCCUGCUGUUUUGUAAUCAGAAUAAUGUGUGAAGCGGCUAUUCAGGUCGGUCCCCGUAUCUGCUACCUACCAGGGGCAUCCCCAAAUGCCCUUACUACUCAGUCGGUCGGUUGCUUACAGUCUAACCAAUCUGACCGGAGCGUCAGUGGUCAGUACUGUAAUGACGCCAUACCGCAUGAGGGCACGAAAAGCUUACACAACUUCGCGCUACAUGGGUCCUGUUAGAAGGUUCCUGUGGAUGCCCGGUGCACGUGGUAUAUUCCCACCAAACUUUGCGUUUCACUCACUUGUCUCUGUUUCGAUUCUUGUUUAGAGCUCGCGAGAUCCAUGCGACCGAUGCAUUCGUUCCUCUCGGAAUUUCUUUUUUAUGGGGUAUAAACGCGAAGGAAUUUACCUGCUGAUUUUUUGUGGUUUGGAAAAUGAGUCUUAAUUUCUGAAAUCGUAGUUGAGGUCAUGGCAGGCGGUCACAUUUUUCGAUCGAUCGACCAGAUCGAUAUAGCUGGGAAAGACCAAUAUUCUUAUCUUUUGCUUAUUCUCCAACAUCAACUAGCCAUACCCUGGGCCGAGAAAAACCUGGACUUUAAUUUGAGGCCGUCGUUACUAGGUUAGCUGGAGUUUUUUAUUUAAGCACUUGCUAAUUUAGGGCCACUUUUGUCAGCCGAGUGGGAGUAGUUAAACCAGUACUGGCCUUCUGCUGGGUCGAUCGGGCUGGUUUUUAUAAUGAGACCACUGGCAUGAAUAGCUGUCCAUGGAAGUUGGUAUUACUGGCUACAUUCGCGCUUAUCCGACUCGAUCCUUUCCCCAGUAUUUUAUAUUACCUGCUAAUGCUGCGCACCUUUGGCGCGUAGCAGUUUGAGUGCGGCGCUACUGCCUCUGUGCAAAUUUGAAAUACCACACCUACUUAAAUUUCGUUUUUCCGUAUUGUCAUGAUUAACCAAGGUUACUGCUCUAUUUUAUUUUUUCUCAGGUAUGGGCGUGA
Molecule: messenger RNA, 10467 nt
Organism: Spirometra erinaceieuropaei
Lineage: Eukaryota; Metazoa; Platyhelminthes; Cestoda; Diphyllobothriidea; Diphyllobothriidae
Source: the annotation of a GenBank genome assembly